GUCAUCCUUCUGCCCUGGGUCGGCCAUCAGUAGGCGCGCCUCAGGGGGUUAUCGCCCUUCGCCCGGUUUCGGUGAGCUCCAGAAAGCUUUCGGUUUUAUGACGCAGUCAAUUCGUAAAUGGGAGGCAGACAAGCACAGCUGAAUGUAGUGAUUCAGGGUGCUGUGGUGUAGUGUCGACAACGCAGUGGGAGCGACAUGAAGUGACACAGCCAGAGCUGGCGAAGACAAUGCCGAGCUGUGUGUGUUUUGUGGUGGUUGGGAAGAGGCGCGGCACAAUUUUGGGGGGGGGACCAGGAAAUGUUAAAGCCGGUUGUGAGCCCAGUCCCAGUCGCCGGCGGCACACCUUGAAAAAAACGUCACAGACCGAUGCGGGGAAGCAAGGGUUGGGGUUAAAUAUGCUGUUUUGUCAAGAUAUGGAAUCAGUGCCUCUCCCCUUUGAAACCUCCACCAGAGUAGCAUCGAGGUCUUAUCAAUUUACUGGCUCCCCCGAAGCAAUCUUUUUCAUUCAUGCAAGAAGCCGACGGAUGGAUUGAAAAGUUUCCUGUGGGUUCUUUCACGUGGAGAGCCAGAGAUGGAUACUGAAGAAGAGCACAAACAUCAGCCAAUUCUGGCAGCCUUGUCAUUAUCCAUACAGAGUCGUUCCCUCCCAUGAUCAACACAUACGGCACGCGACCACCUCCGUCGUAGUCCACGACCAAACUCUAUCUUUACCUCAGUGAUAGUCCCGAUUUGUUUGGCAUAUUUGAUACCAUUGAGCUUGUAGUUUUUCUGUGGGUUGAGGGGACUUGCCACGUCACAGUAAGAGGGCUUGAACACUUCACCAGUGCUAGGGUCCCGGCCAUCUCUUUACCGCCGCCUCCACCUUCAUUUUGUCCGAGGUUUCUUAGCCUCACCUUGAACUUCACCUUCCCUUCACCUCGGCCUUCACCUUCUUCCCGCCGCCUGCCGUUUCAGCUCUCACACAGUAACCCCAAGGUCAAGCGGAAGGUGACACAGCCGAUUCGGGCAGUAAAAGUGGGGGUCAUCGGGGAAUGCUGAGGUUACAUUGGCCAGGGGAAAGCUGUCAUUGAACCCCGCGACCGCUGCCGGGUGCGUCACUGGGGUAUAUUCGGCCCCGCGAUCGGAACCAUGCGGCAGCAACCCACCCACUCCCUGCCUCUCUUGACUCUAAGCCCGUGGUUCAUCCACGUUUUGAUUGAGGGAAGCAGGUACCCGCUCAGACCGGCAGUUGUGUGAUCCAAAUUCAAAAAGGAGUCAUCGAUUUCAAGUUUUGGGUCUACGACUUGGAAAUCGCGACUUGCACCACACCUACACUGGCCUGCUUUCACCGUUUGGGUAGCAUUGUUCUUGGGCGCAUCUCACGUUCAUUGUACCCAUUAACGUCGGCUUCUCGUCGUUCCUCUUCCCCUUCAAACAUCAAAACAACUGCCCCGUUUCUUCGGCAGACAAGAAGAUACUCUCAUUUCAAAAUGGACACCAUCAUCGAUCUUUCAGACCGGUCAAAGGCCCUGGAUCUCACGAACAUCCGCUAUCAGCUCAUUCGUCUCGAGGAUACCAUCACCUUUCAUCUCAUUGAGCGUGUCCAGUUCCCUCUUAACAAAAACAUCUACGUCCCAGGAGCAGUUCCGAUCCCAAACUCGGAAUUGAGCUUUAUGGACUGGUACCUUCGGGAACAGGAAAAACUCCAAUCCCUCAUCCGCCGCUUUGAGUCACCGGACGAGUACCCUUUCUUUCCUGAUGCCGUCCAAAAGCCAAUCCUCGACCCACUCGACUACCCUCAAAUUCUCUACCCCAACGAGGUCUGUGUGAACGACAAGAUCAAGCAGUUCUACACAGAGAACUUCCUUCCAAAGGUCUGCCGCGACUUUGGUCGCGAGGAUAGGGGUGUUUCUCAGGAGAACUACGGCUCAUCCGCCACGUGCGACAUUGCUUGCCUGCAAGCACUUUCCAGGCGGAUUCACUUUGGCAAGUUUGUUGCCGAGUCCAAGUUUGUGUCGGAAACGGAGAAGUUCACGAGGUUGAUCCGGGCUGGCGACCGGGACGGAAUCGGUGAGGCCAUCACCAACAAGGCGGUUGAGAAGAAGGUGUUGGAGCGUCUCAAGCUCAAGGCGCAGACCUACGGCACCGAUCCCUCGCUCCAAGGUCCAGACGCUGCUGAGCAGGUCAAGAUCAACGUUGAGGCUGUUGUGUCCAUGUACGAAGACUUUGUCAUUCCCCUGACAAAGGAAGUCGAGGUAGAAUACCUCAUGCAGCGACUCGAACCCGAACAGCAAUGAUUGUCACUACUACUCACCAAGAACAUAGCGUUGGACUUCCUUGGGCUUUGAUCAGGGAGCAAUAAAUA
Messenger RNA from Podospora pseudopauciseta, 2344 nucleotides. RefSeq names its product chorismate mutase aro7 (gene ARO7). Bases 1470 to 2276 code for a protein of 268 amino acids. NCBI's taxonomy places the organism in Eukaryota, Fungi, Ascomycota, Sordariomycetes, Sordariales, Podosporaceae. The record is from RefSeq and is a predicted model, not a curated record. Gene Ontology annotation, cellular component: cytoplasm. Gene Ontology annotation, biological process: aromatic amino acid biosynthetic process; chorismate metabolic process. The transcript has 2 exons. Gene Ontology annotation, molecular function: chorismate mutase activity.